GAGCCGACAUAGUACGAGGGCCGCGAAAAUUAUUUCGGUUCGAGGGCAGUGAGAGACCGAUCCGACGCGUCAUAACAACGUGCGAAGAACGAACGCGAGGCCGUAACGUAGUGCACGCACGGUCUAAACAAACGCGUCUCGACACCGUACGGGCGUGAUCAGGACAAGAUCGAAUCCCGCAACCGACGUCCAGAACUUCGGCACCAUAGGUCCGAAAGUGCGAGGCGGAAAGAAAAACAGUCGUAUGUCGACGGUGACGCAUACCCCAGCGAGGAUCCGCACCAGGUCGCAGCAGCGGCCGGACAACGACGAAGAUCACCAGGGUGACGACCCAUAUAACGUACCACAAAAUACCGAGAGUCAUAACGACCUCGACGAAUUGAUACCGUUGGACAGAAUAGUCCCGGCGGAUGAGCAGCUGCAACAGCAAUACGAGGCGAUUAACCUCAGUGCGGAGAAAACAAUGGACACUCCCACGGAAAACGAGCGUAAGCUCCUUGCGCAAGUGCAAGAAUUAACGGCGCAGCUAAUGGAGAUACAACGGGCCGCGAAGCAGCAGCAAAGACAAGAUUCCGUCGUAACACUGAAUACGGAUUGUGGUCCGGCGGGCGAAAAGGCCGCAGAAAAAACGGGCUCACAGGCGUACGGCGACGAGGAUCAGUUCAACGCGGGAAGACUGCAGAUGGUACCGAUCCAAGCGAGACUGCCGAGAGGAGGAUGGAUCAAGAGUCCGUUCGACGAUUUGACGUUUAUAGGGAAAACGGAUAAACAAAACCCUAUCAGAUUCCUCGAGAAAUUCGAGAAGCUAGCCAAAUAUGAAGGUGUAUCCGAAGAGGAACAGAUGUUCUAUUUCGGUAAAUGCAUGCGGGGAGCAGCGAGCCAGCGGCACGAGUUGCAGCUGGCGGAGAGCAUAGAAGAAAUCAAGGACAAGUUCCGACAGUACUUCUGGGGCUGCCAGGCGCAGAUGCGCUUUAGACAACAAAUCUAUUUUGGUAAAUAUAAGCCUGGAACAAUGUCGAUGACAGAAUAUGCCUUGAAUAUGGCGCGUCAAGCGAAAACCUUACGACCGCCGAUGACCGACGAGGAGUUGGUGCAGACGCUCCGCGAGCACUUUGACGGUGACGUCGCGCGAGAACUCAGGCCGUCAAUAGCAAAAACGGUCACCGACAUGAUAGACAUGUUGGACACGUUGGAAAACGAGCGAGAAACUCGACGUUUGCGCGGGGAAGCGCGAAGAACCAGUGAUAAGCCGACAAGUCGAGCGACUAAUGGGUCGAGUCAGACGGCCAACCGAAGCGACGAGACGAAGGAUGGCGGACGCCAAAACAAUUUUGCCAGACGCGACGCGACGAGAAACUCGCCGCAAACAAAGUCGACCAGCUGGCGAAAGGCUGACACUCCGGAUACGAGAAAGCGCGGUGACGUCGACAUAAUCGAAGAGCCCGACAGCGACGACAGUCAGGCGAAACCACGGGUGACUCGGUAUACCCGGGACGGGAAUAACAAUCCGAGGAAGGAGACAGUCAGAUCGGGAUACCGACCUGACACGCGAACGACGAGGCCGGGUGAACGCGGACAAAAGUUAGCGGCCAUCACGGCGAAGGAGACGGAGAGAGAAGCGGAGAACACGGUGGAAGAGACCGCCGAAUCGGAGGAGUCCGACAAGGAAUGCUGUCUCAUACAGCACGAGGCGCCCAACCGAGCGCCGUCCGAGGAAAAGAUCGAUGACAUCAUCGAUGAAAUCGGACGGAAACUCAUAGCGGCGGGUCAGGAGACCGUGGAGUGUGACGACGUACCGAUGAUCGAAUUCGAAUAUUGCGCGGGUAAAGUAAAAGCGGUGGUGGACACCGGAUCCCAAAUAACGGCGAUGACCAAACAACUGCGCGAACAGUUGGAAAAAUCAGGCGAGCCGAUCAAGAAAGUUCCGACUAGGCUGUUCAAGCUGAAGGGAGCGUUCUCAAACGAAGGAGUCCCGAUACGCGACCAAGUGCAAGUGGGGUUUCGAUACGAGCGGAAAAUCUACGAGCAUCGGUACUACGUCGUAGACGAGUUAGCCUACGACAUAGUGCUAGGAAUGGACUUCCAUACCAAAUUCUGCAUGAAGCUGGUGUGCCACCCGCGAACGGAAGUGAGAUUCCUGCGAUCGGGCAGAAGCUAUGAAGACGGGUGUGUGGAAAAGGCCUAUCGCCUAUUGCGCGAGAUGACACACCAGAUGAUCCUGAGUGUGGAACGAGCGCCGGGAUACAAGAGGCCGGUGCGCGGAAGAGCGGAACCAUUCUUGGCGAUUAUGGAAUUGGCGGGCCGACUAACGACAAAGGUAGGAGAGUUGGCCGAGGAGUACGGAUUCACCGGCGCGAGAACGUCGAGAAGGACGUUAUUCCCGAAUGACGGGGAGUCGGAGCGCGCCGGCGAUAACGGCGAGAAUGACGGGGAGCCGGGGAGCGAAAGCAUCGCCACGAUGCAAGUGAUAUGCCGCAACCCGGAAGACAGCCAAGACGAAGAGAUAGGCCCGGUCAUUCUGAACGAGGUGAUGCUAAUCCCGUUGGCGCCCGAGCGUCCGGCGGACGGCGAGGAGGCAUCUGUGGAAGAUACGAGAAAUACAUCAGCGAGCAUGGAAACCUCCAUCGAAAUUCUGUAUGAGAGAUCCCCGACGCUCAGACCGAUGCAGGGACGGAUAAGAAGACGCUGGGGAGUACGACGGUCGACACGGAAGAGAACGAGUACACAACAUCGGAAGACCAAGAAGAAAGCGACCGGGGUGCAGAAACGUUGGCGGAUAUCUCAGUUCGUGAGGAAUCAACGUCGGAAGAGGCAUCGAGUGAUCCGGGGCCAAGUCGAGGAUGAGGACGUGGCCCGCAGGGAGAAACGACGGGAGCGCGACCGGAAGAGGAGGCGCCAGAAGGAGGAGAGUCAGCGUGUGGAGAAGC
This is a messenger RNA of Temnothorax curvispinosus, 2927 nucleotides long. RefSeq lists its product as uncharacterized. Gene Ontology annotation, biological process: proteolysis. The record is from RefSeq and is a predicted model, not a curated record. The annotation marks the transcript as partial. Lineage: Eukaryota; Metazoa; Arthropoda; Insecta; Hymenoptera; Formicidae. Gene Ontology annotation, molecular function: aspartic-type endopeptidase activity. The transcript is spliced from 2 exons.